AUGGCAGAACCUAACCCACAAUCUGGAGACACUGGCCCACCGAAGGGUAUCCCAGCAUUAAAGGCACAUGUAAUAGCUAACAAAAUAGAUGUAGCUCUAUGGGGCAUUCGUAUUCUCACAGUCCUCUGCACUUUUGGAUAUGUCGUACCUAUAUUUAACAACCCCAUAUCAGCGUUCUACAAGGCAUUGCUGGCGAACGCCGCGACGUCAGCCCUCAGACUGCAUCAACGCAUACCUGCGCGGGAGAUAUCCUUAUCGCGGGAGUUCCUCAACCGAUUCUUCUUAGAGGACAGCGCACAUUAUUUGUUCUACUCGCUCAUAUUUAUGAACGUGGCGCCCAAUUUGUUAAUUCUAACACCAAUCUUCUUAUUCGCAUUGCUGCACGCCGCGUCCUACUCGCUCACUAUUCUUGACACUCUAGGGCAGAACUCGAUGUGGGUGGCGCGGCUGCUGAUCUCGCUGGUGGAGUUCCAGUCGCGCAACAUCCUGCGCGCGGCCGCGCUCGCCGAGAUCGUGCUUUUCCCCCUCGUGCUGCUCAUGGCGCUCAUCGGCUACUGCGGCCUGAUGACGCCGUUCGUGUACUACUACUUCAUCACGUGGCGCUACACGUCGCGCCGCAACCCCUACACGCGCAACACGUUCCGCGAGAUGCGCGUGUUCGCGGAGCACACGGCGGCGCGCCCCGCGCUGCCGGCGCCGCUGCGCGCCGCGCUCUCCGCCGCCGUCGCGCUCGUCUGCCGCAUGGCGCCGCCGCUCGAGCCCGCGCAGCAG
Brenthis ino (lesser marbled fritillary) is the source of this 771-nucleotide messenger RNA. The record is from the annotation of a GenBank genome assembly. NCBI's taxonomy places the organism in Eukaryota, Metazoa, Arthropoda, Insecta, Lepidoptera, Nymphalidae.